This is a messenger RNA of Diplodia corticola, 1038 nucleotides long. Its product is annotated as triacylglycerol lipase. The transcript is spliced from 2 exons. The record is from RefSeq and is a predicted model, not a curated record. Bases 1 to 1038 code for a protein of 345 amino acids. Lineage: Eukaryota; Fungi; Ascomycota; Dothideomycetes; Botryosphaeriales; Botryosphaeriaceae. Gene Ontology annotation, molecular function: hydrolase activity.
AUGUCACCACCACAAGCCACGCCCCUCCAAUUCGACCCCUCGCGGACCCAGCCGCCCUACCCGCUGCACCCAUCCAUCGAACCGCGCCUCGACCCCGUCUACCGCGACUUCUACAACGCCCACAUCUUCGACAAGCAGCAGGUGCACCUGCAGCCCGUCGCCGCGUCCCGCACCUCGGGCGUGCUGAUCCCCGGCGGCGGCGCCGCGCCCCCCGUCGGCAGCGUCCGGGAUUACAGCAUCAAGCGCCAGGAGACGGACGGCCCGGACGUGAGGGUGAGGACCUUCACGCCCGAGGGCGAGGCCCCCGCCGCCGGCUGGCCCGUCGCCGUGUGGUACCAUGGCGGCGGGUGGGUGCUUGGGAAUAUCGAUACCGAGAAUACGGUCUCGGCGAACUUGUGCAGCAGGGCGCGUUGGGUCGUCGUGAGCCCGGAUUAUAGGCUCGGUCCCGAGCACCCGUACCCGGCCGCCGUGCACGACAGCUGGGAGACGCUGCUGUGGCUGCAAGGCGAGGGCAAGGCGCUGCUCAACCUCGACCUCGGGAAGCAGGUCGUCGCCGGCUCGUCGGCCGGCGGGAACCUGGCCGCCAUCGUGGCGCAGCGGGCGCUCGCGCGGGGCGGCGCGCCCCCGCUGCUGGCCCAGUUCCUGUGCGUGCCCGUCACCGACAACACGGCGGAUACGACCAACAGCGCGUCGUGGAAGGAGCUGGAAUUCACACCCGCGCUGCCCGCCAAGAAGAUGCUGUGGUAUCGCUACCACUAUUUGCCGAAUAAGGAGGACUGGGCGCAUCCGGAGUCUUCGCCGCUGCUGUGGGAGGGCGAUUGGAGCAAGCUUCCGCCGGCGAUUGUGACGGUCGGCGAGCUCGAUGUGCUCAGGGAUGAGGGCGUGCAGUUUGCCGAGAAGCUGAGGAAGGCGGGUGUCGAGGCGGAGCUCCAUGUCAUGAAGGGCAUGCCCCAUCCGUUCUUGGCUAUGGAUGGCGUGCUUCAGCAGGGAAGAGAUACCAUUACUUUCAUGGUUGAGGGUCUGAAGAGGUUGAGUUGA